Vollenhovia emeryi is the source of this 9396-nucleotide messenger RNA. RefSeq names its product E3 ubiquitin-protein ligase UBR5 (gene hyd). The record is from RefSeq and is a predicted model, not a curated record. Lineage: Eukaryota; Metazoa; Arthropoda; Insecta; Hymenoptera; Formicidae. The transcript has 37 exons. The coding region runs from base 146 to 8719 and encodes 2857 amino acids. Gene Ontology annotation, cellular component: nucleus. Gene Ontology annotation, molecular function: zinc ion binding; ubiquitin binding; RNA binding. Gene Ontology annotation, biological process: protein polyubiquitination; DNA damage response; regulation of double-strand break repair.
AGACGGCACGCCAUGUUUGCAGCUGAGGCAUGUAACUGGAUGUUUCAUCAAAAACAUGGCUGAAUUAUUGUCCCGUGGUUCAGUGAAAUUUUGUGUACAGUAAAGAGAACGAUCCGACGCAGAACGCACGUGAAUUGAAGUCACUAUGACUUCGAUUCAUCUCGUCGUUCACCCUUUGCCAGGCACCGACGAUCAACUUAACGAUAGAUUGAGGGAGAUAGCGGAGAAGAUAAAUAGAUACGGAUUUGUAACACCAGCGGCUUUUAAUUCUUUGAAAGCGUCGGUGAAGCGCAUUGUAGUUGGACCAACCCACAUCGCUCUUCUUACGGAUGACAAUAGAAUAGCUAGAGUUGCAUUUACUGUACUACCAGACAGGUUGGACUUGAGUAAAAACGAACCUAACAGAAACACGAGCAAAAGUCAUGUUGGAAACUCUAACUCUGCGCCAAAUGGGAAUGGAAGUAGCAGCAGUGGUAACAGGACAGGGAUGUCCCGCUCCCGUGCGCGGAUCAUGCGUAACAGUUCCGCGAUACGUGGAGGCAGCAGCGGUGGAGGGAGCGGCAGCGGUGGUCGCAUAGGACCACCCGGAGUUAUUAUGGGAGGUGGAAGUGGUAGCAGUUCUCGUCCUAUCGCCUCUGUGCCAGCGCCGUUUGUCCCGGAAGAUCUAAUAUCUCAGGCGCAAGUUGUGCUGCAAGGAAAAAGUCGUAAUCUCAUCAUCCGAGAAUUACAGAGAACAAAUUUAGAUGUAAACUUAGCAGUAAACAAUCUUUUGUCACGAGAGGACGAAGAAGGUGACGAUGCGGAGGAUGCGGCAGACAGUUAUGUCCCAGAGGAUCUUAUCUCUUUGUUGGAUGGCGGCUUUAGCAAUGAGCAUUCGGUUAUAAUUGAUGCCGAUUCUAUGUUUUCUGAAGAUGUAUUUGGAUAUACCGGGAUAAGGCAUCGUGGAAGUUCUUCGCGCCGCUUAGGUAACGACAGAGAAAGUGAGCGUUCAUCUCACGAAAGAGAUCGAGAUCGUGAUAGCUUCAGUAGAUGGCGAGAUCGUCAAUAUUAUGGACCACGACGCUGGUUGGAAACUGCUCUUAAAGAUUCGUGGGAAAAGGAUUCAGAUAACAAGAAAAAAGAAUUGGCCUCUCAGAGCCCACUAUGGAUAUCCGAAGAAUUGGAGUGGUGGCACGAUCGUAGUAGCGAUCCGGUGCCCCGCUUUGUACAAAUAGCAUCACUUUACAGUGAACUAAUUGCCAUUUCUGCGUCUGGACAACUAUAUCAGUGGAAAUGGACGGAAUCCGAACCGUAUAAAAAUACAGAAAAUCCCAAUGUGCAUCAUCCGAAAACUAUUCCUUUGGCACUGACAACAGAAAAGAUAAUCAAUAUAUCAGCUACGGCAAUUCGAUGUUCUGUUAGCACAGAAAGCGGAAGAGUAGCUACUUGGCUCGAUGAACUUUUGGGACAUGUUGCCUCCCGCCUUGAACAUCCAGCACAAGCGUUUACUGAAUUUACAUUGGAUAAAAUUGUGUCACUUCAUACAUGUGCUUUAUACACUGUUGCAAGACUUGAGAGUGGAACGUUAUAUUGGUGGGGUGUUUUACCAUUUGCACAGCGUAAGAAAUUAUGGGAAAAAUACAAAGCUAAAUCACGCAAGCACAGACCAUCCACAGUAUUGUCAAGUGACAUUAGUUAUGGAACACAUGUUUGCAUGAAAAAUAGUCCAGUUUAUCAGCCGGGAGCUAUCGGAUUUACAAUAGCCAACGGUGUACCAAAAGUGGGACAAUUGCUAUCGGCAGCAUGGAACGUGGAUGCUACUUGUAGAUUCAAAAUAUUGCCUGCUGGUACACAUGUGUCCAAUGCAAGCGCUGAUAAACGCGAGUCUAACGGAAAUGGAAGUACCGGAGUUGUGAACAAACCGAAUCACAAGGAAACAGCUGAUAGGAUUGACAUGCCUCCUCCGCCAUCUCCAGCUUCUAGUACCUGCAGCGAUACUGGCAGCAUUACAACAAGUCAUAAACGACAAAAACGGAUGGCACCUCGAUGCGAAGGAGACUCUGAUAGAAAGGACGAAGAAGACUGGCAAUUAAAAGAUGUUGUUUUCGUUGAAGAUGUUAAGACAGUACCUAUUGGGAAAGUUAUAAAAGUUGAUGGUUGCUACGUUGCGGUGAAAUUCUUUUCAAAGGAUUCAAAGGAGAAGGAAAAAGAAAUUAAAGAGAAGGAUUUUAACACGUCAGACUUUAAAGAUCUUACGACAGAGGAACCAAUGAAAUUAUUAGCGGAUUGUAGACUUUUACGUAAAGAUGAGCUACAGGUAAUUAAAUCAUCAUUAAAUCCACGAGCUCCGGACUGUUUCCAAAGAACACCUAGAAGAGUCAACAUAGUGGAAGGUUCAAACGAUAGUUUAUUGACUAUAUCUACUGAUGGACAAGGUAUUCAUGCUAUAUUGAAAAGUGGCAAUAAAUUGAGUUACGUCAUAUACAAUCUAAGUACUGGAAGAUACGUUCAAGAUUGUUAUAUUUCAUCUGAUAUUUCAUCAUUUUUGGGGUUGCAACCUCAAAACAUAAAUCUUACGAGCGCUGGAGAGAAUAUCGAGUGUUCUAUGAUAUUACGAGAUGGUAAUAAUACCAUUUAUCCAAUCGCGAAAGAUUGCGCUGACGCCAUACGCGACCCAAACUGGUUGGAUCUGGCUCCGGUAAAUUGUAUUGGCGCAGCAACCAUUCCUAUUCCUAGUUGUUCCAAUUCGUCCAAUUUAAAGAAUCAGGUUGCAGUUAUUGCAUUAGCAUUCGACAAUCUUUUGCUUAUGCCCCGUAUAUUGCGAUGUGAUCACGAGAGUGUGAAGCAAGUAUUUUGUAAUUUGGAACAAGAUUUAAAGAACAAUUUGACAUAUUCGAGUGCAAAUUCACAAAUUCAAAUGAUACUGAAGGAACGCUGCGAUGGCAACCGAAAUAUACUUCAUGCUUGUGUCAAUAUGUGUUCGCCAACUUCUAAUAAAGAAACUGAACAAGUUAUUGAACGUGAGUUGUCAAAUACAGUAGAUACUUCUGCACCUAUCGAGGAGCCAAUCCCGACAUUAAGCUGGCCACCAGAAGCAUUUGAUAACACAUCAGGUGAAGAGGACAGCUUAUUAAGCAUAGGUGCUGCUAGUAUAUCUAUGAUGAAUAAGUCUGCUAAUGGGGCUAAUAAUACAUAUAUCAUAGAUUCCGUGGAAAGACGACAUAAUGCAUUGCUCAUAUUGAAAUACUUGUGUGAGGCUAAUGCUAUCUUGACACCACACCUGAAGGAAUUAUUAACAGCAAAGGAUGCUCAAGGACAAACUCCACUUAUGCUCGCUGUUUCGGUCCGCGCAUAUCAUGCAGCUCUUAUCUUAUUAGAUACUAUACAAAGAGUUGGCAAAGAUGCGAAAGACAUCUCAGCCAUGAUAUUGCCUGCAGAUGCCAGUCCAGAUCUGUCUCCACUGUUUGUCACUUGUUGCAAUGAUACAUGUAGUUUUACGUGGACGGGAGCAGAGCAUAUUAAUCAAGAUAUCUUCGAGUGCAGAACAUGCGGUUUAACAGGAUCUCUGUGUUGCUGCACUGAAUGCGCUCGUGUUUGUCACAGAGGCCAUGACUGUAAGCUCAAAAGAACUUCACCCACAGCAUACUGUGACUGUUGGGAAAAGUGCAAGUGUCGCGCUCUUAUUUCCGGUCACCAAGGUGCGAGAUACGACUUGCUGUGUCGUCUCGUAAAUAGCACCGAUCUUGCUACGAAAAUUAACUCACGAGGUGAGAGCAUCUUGUUGUUCCUGGUGCAGACUGUUGGAAGACAAUUGGUCGAGCAACGCCAAUUUAGAUCGGCACCUAGACAACGAUCAACUUCAGCUAGUCGUAAAGCGCCCACUUCGGAUGUUCUUGGCUUUACAGGCUUGGGUGCAGAUUCGGACAUGCCGGAUCACGAUUUGGAACCUCCUCGCUUCAGUCGCAAGGCGCUCGAAAGAUUAUUGAACGACUGGCCAGCUGUUCAGUGUAUGAUCAUGUCGGGCGUUUCUGAGAAUGGUACUGACCAAUUAUUCGGCGAUCAAGGGCAAUUGGGUCGGCAGAGCGGCACCGCUUUACUAGACAAAUUUACGCAUUCUUUGCUAGUUAAAUGCAGCGCCGAAAUGCUCGAUACGUUGCUUACCACUUUGAUCAGGGAAUUGCAAGACGAGACUGUGCCUGGACGACAAGAAGAAGCGAAUAAUGUAGCACGCCGAUUCGUGAGGUCCGUAGCACGCAUAUUUGUCAUUUUCACUAUAGAAAUGGCACCAAACACGACGAAAAGGCGAAGCACAAGUCAAGCCUCGCAGCCUUUGAUGAAGUGUCGGAAAGUUUUCCAGGCACUAAUUAAAUUAGCUGUGGAAGAAUUAUGUGAAACAGCGGAUUCAUUGAUAGCACCAGUUAGAUUGGGCGUAGCACGUCCAACCGCGCCAUUUACGCUAACGAGUUCCGCCAUUGAGGUAAUAAAUGGCUCGGAGGAGCUGUUUUCCAUAGAGCCCUUAAUACCUCACAGUGGCGUCAGUUCGCAAACGUUGGACGCGGCGCUACAAACUCAACAAGGAAACAACAAUAUAACUAUGUCAAGGGGAGACGUCUCUGCUGUCGAUGAGACGGAAGGUGGAGAAGAAGUCCCUAUGGAUAUGGAUGGUGACAUCAGCGAACACGAGGAAUCCGGGGUCUCCGGGACCGCCGCGGGUCAACCGCUCGGCGAGGUCGACUCAAAUGUCGGCGGUGUAGGCGAGGAACAGGCGGGAGAUGGUGAAUCAGACACAGAGUUGGAUCUCCUGGCCGAAGCGGAGACUGAAUCUGAUUCGGAUGACAAUCACAGCAAUCAGGAUGCAGCAUCGGCUCAGCGUAGCGUUCAAACGGGCGCGACUGCGGGUUCCGACGGUGGAAUGGGAUCGAUAUUACUGUUUCCCGAGGACGAGUCGGGGGAGUCGAGCCAGCAGGAGGACGACGAGAGCGAGGCGGGGGAAACGGACGAGCAGGAUAACGAAGAGUUCCAAAUUGGUGAUGAACAAUUGGAGCGUAGGAGACGUCUUAUUCGUUUCAGCGGGUCCUCGGGCCAUUUGCACCGUAAUAACCUCGCGCCCGUGUACAUGCAAUGGGCGAUACGCAACCGUGAAUCGAACACACGUACAGCGGGACUGCGAGUGACGGGUGGCAGCAAUUUGGUGUUCAUCGACCCUGCGUCCCUGAGACGCACCACUGCUACGUCGGCCGUCGCGACCGCGCAGGAGCCCAUUACCAUGGGGACCACCGCUAGUUGCCUGGCGCGAGCUUUCGGAAUUGUCAUUCGGCAGAUAGCCGAUCUACUGGUCAUGAUGCAAGAUUACAAGAACCUGGCGCCCGCCUUGCCACGUUUGAUGGAGAUCACUUUCCAGGACGCUCUGAAUUUACAGUCGUAUUUGGAAGCGCACUUGAAGCCCACGUGGGAUUGGCUGCUCACGGUGAUGGACGCUACGGAGGCGCAGCUGAGAUUCGGAGUGUCCCUGACGCGUAGCGCGGACCCGACUCACCCUGAACACCCCCUCAAUAACGCCCCGUCUUUGUCGGGCGGUAAUUUUAGUGGCUUGCUAAAUACAGCCGCGCUUUCGUUGACCCUGCAAGGGAACGCGGGUCGAAAUCCUCGCGGUGGUAUUACCACGAGCUCCAACAUCUCCGCUCCUCAAGCUUCACGAUUCACCGUUGGUUUUGCAGGCGUUGGCGAGCCUCCGAGGAGCAGUAGAGAGCGCGAAGGUGGCGAUGCACACUCAGCGAGACGUGAAUUCUUGUCGUAUUGUCUGUCUUUGAUGCGUGCUCACAAUAGCGAGCAUAGAGACAGUCUGCCAGUCUUGGAUGUUUCUGCUUUAAGACAUGUCGCUUACGUGUUCGACGCACUUGUGUAUUACAUGCGUUCUCUCUCAGAACCGCUCGCAUCUCGAGGCGAGACUCAAAAGGAAUCGGCCAGUUAUUCCAGCUGGAAUGACCAGGAUGAGAAUGACAAUGACGAAGGUGAAGAAUACAAUUCGCCAGCACCAACUGCCAUGGAGACUGACUCCGAUUAUCCGGAUAUACCCAUAUGCGGAUCUGGAAGUCAUGGCAAUUCGACGCAGAAGGGGAGAAAGCAUCCUUUUCUGCAAAGAUCAGAUUCUACCUUAUGCCUCGGUUGCCCGCCCAUAGAUCCGUUUGAUACCAUAAUGAGCGAAGCGUUGCCAUUAGCUGAUCAGCCACAUUUAUUGCAGCCACAUUCGAGACGCGAAGAUCUAUUUGGUAUUCCGAGACAACCAACUUGUUCUAAUACAGGUGGAUCUAGUCAAAACCCUUUGGAAGGUUUGCCAACUAGAUUAGGUCUCUCUGUGCGCGGUAUGGACGGUCAAAGUACCUUGGCGACUCCAACGUUCAGUCAAGUUGUACAAGGCCCGCUUUUAAAUUCCAACUUGGAAUCGAGACGAAAUUCCAUUUCAGCUGGAGACCUAAAUUCGAGUUCUAUCAAAUACGCGGAGAAACUAAAGUCAUCUAAUCACGCUAACGAGGGACACUCGUCUUUUGUAACGGAACAAAUCAUUGAUAGAGCGCCGAUUAUAGUGUCUACAAAUAAUCAAAGUGAUGCGGCAACGAGUACCAAAGGCAAAGACGUAUGCAAAAAUAAUAGAAGCGUUAUAGUUCGAGCUGGUACGAUGUCGGAAUCAAACACGAGUAAAGUUGGUGCGCCGGAAAUAUUGGUUGUUCCAACUGUCGAGAGCCAAAACGUAUCCGAAGAAGUCGACCCAGCUGCCACGAGUCACGAGAUAUCGGCUCAUGAAACUGUUGAAACGAGUCCGGUGGAAUCCGCCAGAACAGUAUCAUCGAUAGGGACGAAUAUCUCCCAUAAUAUUUUGCUAGGACGAUGGCGAUUAUCGUUAGAUUUGUUUGGACGAGUUUUUAUGGAAGAUGUAGGUUUGGAAGCUGGAUCUGUAGUGUCUGAGUUAGGAGGCUUUCCCGUGAAGGAGGCUAAAUUUCGCAGAGACAUGGAAAAACUUAGAAAUUCGCAACAAAAGGAUAUUACCAUAAAGGUGGAACGAGAUAGAACACAGUUAUUAGUGCAGACGAUGAAAGAGUUAAAUACGCAGUAUAAUAUAUAUAACAGAAGAGCUUCUAAUACUCCACCGUUGGCAGUGAAUCGCGUUAAAGUGUUUUUCAAGGAUGAACCUGGUGAAGGGGCCGGUGUUACCCGCAGCUUUUAUACCGCGAUUGCAGAAGCAUUACUUGCAAAUGAGAAACUCCCGAAUCUCGAAGCAGCGCAAGUAGGAUCGAAAUAUACACAAUACAAUGUGUUACAAAAACUGAAAAGCAGAGAUCGUGACCGUGAUCUUAGACGACAAAACACACGUUCUUCUGGAAAGUGUCGCGAGACGCGUCGCGCUUUAUCUUUUGACGCUCGUCUUUUCCACCCUUCGACUGCAAUCGAGGGGAAUAAUAGUUCGACACCUGGUAGCUCAUCUAGCACUCAUCCCUUGCCAAUUAAUCACCCGAAUAACGAUCAUUUGACUAUGCAUCAGCAACAGCUUGGUGACAGAUUGUAUCCCAAGGUGCACACUUUACGACCAGCACUGGCUGAGAAAAUAACUGGCAUGUUGCUGGAGCUGUCACCGGCCCAGUUGCUCAUGUUGCUGGCUUCGGAAGACGCUCUCCGGCAGAAAGUGGACGAGGCGUUCGAACUGAUUCAAAGCCAAAGAUUUGACCAGACUCAAGAUUUGACCAGCGAAAUGCUGGAUCUCGAUGUAUUUAGCUUGACCGAACGAUGCGCGGCAAGUAAGAAAAAAAUGGAGAACAGCAUCUUGGAUGACACUGAGGAUAAUGCUCCGCUUUUCUAUUCUCCUGGUAAACGCGGCUUUUAUACGCCGAGACAGGGCAGAGGCAGCUACGAACGGAUAAAUGCAUUCAGGAACGUAGGCAGGCUUAUAGGACUGUGUCUCUUACAAAACGAGCUUUGUCCGCUAUUCUUAAAUCGCCAUGUAAUCAAAUAUAUCCUAGGAAGGCCUAUACGUUUCCAUGAUCUUGCAUUUUUCGAUUCUGUCAUUUACGAGAGUUUGCGACAAUUGGUCAUCGAUGCUGAAACGAAAGACAGUAACAGCUUAUUUUCCGCGUUGGACCUUACAUUCAGGUACAGUAUCGAUUUGUGUCCCGAAGAAGGAGGUGGCUCGAUCGAACUUAUACCCAGUGGCCGCGACGUGGAAGUAACUGCGAGCAACGUGUACGAUUAUGUACGCAAAUACGCAGAAGUUCGUAUGAUCAAAGUGCAAGAGAAAGCUUUGCAUUCUAUGCGCGAGGGUGUUUUCGACGUUCUUCCCGAAGGGGGGCUCGACGGUCUGACCUCGGAAGACUUGAGACUACUUCUGAACGGAGUCGGCGACAUCAACGUGUCAGUUCUGAUAUCGUAUACGUCGUUCAAUGACGAAUCUGGCGAAUCGACAGAGAGACUAGUUAAAUUUAAACGCUGGUUGUGGUCCAUUGUUGAAAAGAUGUCGCACGUGGAAAGGCAAGACUUGGUCUAUUUCUGGACUGGCUCUCCCGCGUUACCAGCGAGCGAGGACGGCUUUCAACCGAUGCCAACCGUGACAAUUCGACCGGCGGACGACGCGCAUCUACCAACCGCGAAUACAUGUAUCUCCCGAUUAUACGUUCCACUGUACAGCUCCCGACAUGUCUUGCGACAUAAACUACUUCUCGCUAUUAAAUCAAAGAACUUCGGAUUUGUAUGAACUUAAUUUUGUGACCGUGCUUGUACGUAUACAAGACUGAGUCACAUUAUUGAUAACGAUACAAAACUUGGAGUUGUAAGUUGUUAUUUUUUUUCUUUAGACAUAAUUUUUAACAUUUAUAAAUUUAUAAGGUGUAAUUAUGACUUUCUGUUCCUGACAAAUUUUUAUCUUCGUAAAGCUUUAUGUUAUAUGAAGUGUCAUAUACUUGGUUCUCUUUGCCCCUCUCUCUCUCUCUCUCUUCCCCCUUCUCUCUAUCUCUCUCUUUAUAGCAAACAAAUAAAAUUUUUAAAAGCAUAUAAUGUGAAACUUUACUUGCCUAUUUUAAAUCUUAGUUUAUACAUAAUCUGUUAAAAAAUUUAACGAUAAUCUGAUUAAUAUUUUUCACAUAUUUUCAAAUUCAUCUUUAUAUGUGACGUUUAAGAUACAACGUAUCUCUUUACCAGAAAGUUUUACAAUUUGGAUACAAUUAAAAAUAUUUAUUAGGCAUAUUUGGAACAUAGGGUGAUAGGAAAUUGCAGGUUUUCUUUAUGCAUCCCAAUUAAUAAGCUUCUCGGAUACUGAUUUGUUAAUGUGAGUUAGAAUACACAUGCACGCGCGCGUGUGUGUAUGCAUAUCUAAUUUUAAGAAACAGUUUGUACAUGAAUUAUAAAAUACAAGAUAUGAUAUUUAAAAAUGAA